AUGCAACCCACAAUAACAUUAUUAUUACCCUCGAUAAUAAUAACCACAAGUGAACAGCCUCACACAACUGAAAUGUCUCUGACUCAACUUGUAGCAUUAAUAACACCAACCGCAUCACCCAUUGUGUGCCAGUGGUCAAUCUGGUCUAUCUGGUUACCUGUGGUAGCAUCGUGCGUUGGAAAUCGUACACGAAUACGGGCUUGUGAGCCUCACGUCAAACGAAUAUGUGCCGUUAACUGUACGGGACUCAGUGUAGAUGUCAAGCUGUGUACAGGAACUUCAGCGCUGUUAGAUGAUUCAACGACGGCGGGUGGGUCACACAUCGUGCUCAUUGUUGUUGUUGUGCUCGUUAGUGUUCUAGUUUUGGCAGUAUUAGGUUAUGCGAUUGUACGAUGGAAACGAGCAACAUUGCGACCGCGACGUUUAUCUGUCAUUAAACAACGGUAUCUUUCAGCAGGUCAAAAACGCGGUAGUGUCGGUCUCUUUUCUCAAGCUAGUGCCAAGACAUUUCAGUCGGUCACAAGCACUAGUAAUCAGCCAAUGCUAAUGAUGCAACAACAACAUAUGAACGAUUUAUUUCCGUCUCAUUAUCCUCCAACAAAAGUACACAAUGCAACAGUAGACGAUGAACGAAGAAAAACGUUGAGAGAUAAUCUUGUUCAACGUUUGACAUUGCCCUCAACUAGAAGAAGUAUUGAACAAAUUCGCUCGAAUAUCAGUAUUGCUUCAGCUCUCGGAAAUGUAGAACCACGAUAUAAGUGA
This is a messenger RNA of Didymodactylos carnosus, 762 nucleotides long. The record is from the annotation of a GenBank genome assembly. NCBI's taxonomy places the organism in Eukaryota, Metazoa, Rotifera, Eurotatoria, Philodinida, Philodinidae.